AAAGUUGGCAUUCGCAACAGGAAUUGCGGUUCAGUUAUUCGUUGGUUGCGCCGAUGAUAACUUUUCGACGAAUUAUCGCGCGCCCAUCGUAAGUAACCAUGGGUGAGAUCUAUUCGGUCUACGAGGCGGUCGAAAGCUGGAUACAAGAGUUGAAAGGUUCGAAUAAUACGAUCCGCAGAACCCGUAUACCCGAGACGAAAAUCACGAUCGAAACGAACGACACGGUAUACGAUCACGAGAUGUGGAGGCAAUCGUUCCUGGCCGAGGCGCCGGCUCUUCGUGAUCUUCUGUUCGGUGUGCCGACCGAGAACAAUCUCUUCGAGAUCGUUUGCACGAUCAAUCGGUUGAUCUUCUUCUACGUAAUCAUUAAGUGGAUCAAUUUCGAGUUGAUUUGUGGUGGCUAUUCAUGGGAAGUCAGAUGUGCCUUUAGAGGUAGAGAAAGAAGGGAAACAAAAAAGAGACAAACAACUGAAAGAUAUAAAUGGAAAUAAAGUAGAAGUUUUUGUGUAAGAAAACAAGCAAUGUUUUAUAAAAUAUUAUUUUUGUAUCGUCUCUUUUUUUUUUUGCAACUCUUGAAAGCGUUAUUUUUUCAUAUGUGCUGUAAAAUGUUUCUUUUGUAUUUUUUGUAUUUCCUUGGAAGUUGUUUAUUACUGUGUUGUUUAUUUGUUUAUCGAACAAAUUAAAUUGUGAUUAUUUCAUCGUGAGAGAUUUUAACGAAUAAAAACGAAAGUAAGUAAUUAAUUAAUUCAAACGAGAAAUUGUUCUUUCAUUCUUUUAAUUUUAUUGUCAAUCGGAUACGUUAAUUAAAAGAAACACGAUACAAAAA
Molecule: messenger RNA, 826 nt
Organism: Apis cerana (Asiatic honeybee)
Lineage: Eukaryota; Metazoa; Arthropoda; Insecta; Hymenoptera; Apidae
Source: RefSeq, a predicted model, not a curated record